Messenger RNA from Lathyrus oleraceus (garden pea), 2014 nucleotides. RefSeq names its product alpha-ketoglutarate-dependent dioxygenase alkB. The record is from RefSeq and is a predicted model, not a curated record. NCBI's taxonomy places the organism in Eukaryota, Viridiplantae, Streptophyta, Magnoliopsida, Fabales, Fabaceae. Gene Ontology annotation, molecular function: ferrous iron binding; broad specificity oxidative DNA demethylase activity; oxidative RNA demethylase activity. Gene Ontology annotation, cellular component: cytoplasm. Gene Ontology annotation, biological process: oxidative RNA demethylation. The transcript is spliced from 8 exons. The coding region runs from base 100 to 1176 and encodes 358 amino acids.
UUUUAUUGACUUUUGACCUCCAGCUGAUUUUUUCUCUCUCAUUUGUUAGUUUUUGUAACCCUAACCAAAACUCUUCGAUCGGUUCGGGUUCAUUUUCCGAUGUACCAAUCGGAGAAUAACCGUGAAGAUUCGGAGCGAACGGCUUUCCGACGAACAGAGAAGAAGUACAAGCUCUACUACGAUAACAAUGCUUCUUCCAAGAACAAAAAGAAUAAACAACCCAAACCGGUGGACUUAACGGAGGUUCUUGACUUCAGAUCAAUUCUAGAGUGCCAUCACCGCAACCUUGAGCUUCCUCAAGGUGUUGUUGUCCUUCAGGACAAAUUCAGUUCUCCAGUGUUCUCUUUGCAAAAUCACCCUGGCUUUUAUUUUAUCCCUGGGGCAUUAAGCAUAGAGAAACAAUGCGAUUUGGUAAGGGAGAGUUUAACUGAAUUUCCGCAGCCACCUAACAGAACAAAUCACAAUGCUAUAUAUGGUCCUAUACACAAUUUAUUUGUUGCGGCUAAAGAAGGGAAAAUUUUGGUUGAAGAGAAAUCUCCAAUUACUUCGCAUGAAUGUAGUUCUGAUUUCGACUGUAGGGAUGGUGAGGAGUGGAAGUUUUUCACAGAAAAGGAAGCGUCCUUGAGAAAAUGCAAAUCCGUUUCUGGUUCUUCUUUGCUGCGAAAGUUGCGAUGGAGCACCCUUGGCCUACAGUUUGAUUGGUCUAAUCGAAAUUAUAAUGUGUCUCUCCAACAUAACAAAAUCCCUGAAGCACUCUGUGAGCUUGCCAAACAAUUGGCAAAACCUGCAUUACCUGCUGGUGUUGAAUUCCAGCCUGAAGCUGCGAUAGUAAAUUACUUUGCAUCAGGGGACACACUGGGUGGCCACCUUGAUGAUAUGGAAGCAGAUUGGAGUAAGCCCAUAGUUAGUUUAAGCUUGGGCUGUAAAGCCAUUUUUCUAUUGGGAGGAAAAUCUAGAGAGGAUGCUCCCCUGGCGAUGUUUCUUCGGAGUGGAGAUGUUGUACUGAUGGCUGGAGAAGCAAGGGAAUGCUUUCAUGGUGUUCCUCGGAUCUUCACCGACAAAGAAAAUGCUGAGAUAGGCCAUCUUGAGACACAGUUGACGCAAGAAGAUGAUCUCUGUUUCCUAAAUUAUAUUCAAACUUCAAGAAUCAACAUCAAUAUCAGACAAGUUUUUUAACACGGUUAAUUAAGAGGUGGCGUUUCCAGAAGAGAAACCACAAUUGAAAAAGAAAACAUCUGCACAAGCUUCCAAACCCAAACUUGUUAUAGCCACCAAACAUAGUGCCGUCAACGUGUACAAUUCCACAACCACUUUAUUUAUUUAUUCAUCUCUUUAUUAUAAUUAUUUCUUAUUCACCACUCCAAAUAAAACUUUCACACAAAAUCUUUAUCUCUUCUCUUUCCUCUUCUAACUCUCUCUGUUUAUCCAUCUUCAUAUCUCCUCGUAUCUUCUAUUCAACCAAAUGGGUCCACUCGUGCUGAGCCAAUUAGCCACCGGUCUAAGCGUCCUGGCCGGAGCGGUUUUCGUUAAAUCGGUGAUGGACCAAAAACCCAUGGCGGGUCAAUUUCCCAGAUGUCCCAGCUGCAACGGAACCGGUAGAGUCCCUUGUCUCUGCUCACGCUGGUCUGACGGUGAUGUCGGCUGUAGUACGUGUUCCGGUUCGGGUCGCAUGGGUUGCAGCAGUUGUGGUGGGUCCGGAACCGGUCGACCUUUACCUGCUAGAAUUACAGUACGACAACCGAACCGCCCAUCCUAGUUGACCGGUUCGGUCUAGAGUUUGUUGUUCAUGCAGCUCCCUUUAGCGUUAGUAACAUUUUAUACAUGUUCUUAUUUUUAUUUUAUUUUAUCUUCAUAUCCCAAAUCAAUCAAUCAAUCAUAUAGGUAUUUGUGUAAUAUAAGUGCAAAUUUGACACUUGAAGUAGAGAGAAAAGGGAUAUUAUUAUGUUGUAAGUAAAUUACUCUGUAAGUAAGAUUCUUGAACAUCAUCGUCAUCAUAUAAUUUUGAUUAAUCCUA